CUGCGCAGUGAGGGCCCCCGAAGUGAGGCGCUGUCAUGUCUGUGGCCGCGAAGGAGCAGCUGCCGCGGGAGGUGGAGGAGAAGGGGAGCCGGGAGAAGAUGAGAUCUGUGUCUGUGGAUCUAAAUAUUGACCCUUCACUGCAGAUUGAUAUCCCUGAUGCUCUCAGUGAAAAAGACAAAGUGAAAUUCACAGUCCAUACUAAGACUACACUGCCAGUUUUUCAGAGCACAGAAUUCUCAGUUACAAGACAGCAUGAAGAUUUUGAGUGGCUGCAUGACACAUUUAUUGAGACAGAAGAGUAUGCAGGACUAAUUAUUCCUCCAGCACCUGCAAAGCCUGACUUUGAUGGCCCCAGAGAGAAGAUGCAUAAGCUUGGGGAAGGAGAACUGUCUAUGACAAAAGAGGAAUUUGCCAAAAUGAAGCAAGAGCUGGAAGCGGAGUACCUUGCGGUCUUCAAGAAAACCGUAUCGUCACAUGAAGUCUUCCUUCAGCGAAUUUCUGCCCACCCUCUUCUCAGCCAAGAUCACAACUUUCAUGUCUUCCUUGAGUAUGAUCAGGAUCUAAGCGUUCGGAGGAAAAACACAAAAGAAAUGUUUGGUGGCUUCUUCAAAGUCAUGGUGAAGAGCGCUGACGAAGUUCUAUUCUCUGGAGUUAAAGAAGUAGAUGAUUUCUUUGGACAAGAGAAGACAUUUCUUGUAAACUACUACAACAGAAUCAAGGAUGCAUGUGCAAAGGCAGAUAAGAUGACAAGAGCUCAUAAAAAUGUUGCAGAUGACUAUAUUCAUACUUCAGCUUGCUUAAAUAGUCUGGCUCUAGAAGAACCAACUACCAUUAAAAAGUACUUGGUGAAAAUUUCUGAGCUCUUUGAGAAACUCCGGAAAGUAGAGAAUCGUGUUUCUUCUGAUGAAGAUUUGAAACUAACAGAAUUACUAAGAUAUUAUAUGCUCAAUAUAGAAGCAGCAAAAGAUCUCUUGUACAGACGUACACGGGCCCUUGUGGAGUAUGAAAAUUCAAAUAAAGCUUUGGAUAAAGCUAGGUUGAAAAGCAAAGAUGUCCAGUUGGCAGAAGCACAUCAGCAAGAAUGCUGUCAAAGAUUUGAGAAACUUUCUGAAUCUGCAAAACAAGAACUGAUCAACUUCAAACAGAAGCGAAUAGCAGCAUUUCGUAAAAAUCUAAUUGAAAUGUCUGAGCUCGAGAUCAAGCAUGCAAAGAAUAAUGUUUCUCUCAUACAAAGCUGCAUUGACUUGUUAAAGAAGAACUGAAGGCAACUUACCUGCGGGGGGUGGGGGUGGAGUGAGGAAGGCACUUGGAAAUUGCACUCAAAAAGCCGCUUGGGACUCUGUUUCUAGCUUGGUUUCUCUACAUCACCUUUUUCUGGCUAAAAACUUAACCAAGCUGACACUAAUGCAUUGAUCUCAAUGAUAAAAAAAAAAUGUAUUACACAUAGAUUUGCUUGAAUUUCCACUGAUGUGUUAAUCCUCAGGGUAAGCAAACAAUAUGUGUAUGAGUGUGAUAACUGGUAAAUUACUAUUGUGGAAGAAACUGGCUUCUGGAAAAAUGCCUUAUCACUGGAAAUGAACUUGUGCAGUGGAAGAUUUGAAAUUACAAUCUGUCAUGGUGCCUAUUGCAUAUAUACCAUAACCCAAAUAUCUCAAUUUCCGUGUGCAAAUGACUACAGCUAAUGCUUUGCAGUUUUAUAAGGAAAUGCAUUAACAUUAAAUUUCAUAAACCUCUACUGCAAUGUUUUUUGAUUCACUGUGUAUGUACUUUUGAAGAAUACAAAAUAAAUAUGUCUACUCUUGA
Lacerta agilis (Sand lizard) is the source of this 1803-nucleotide messenger RNA. RefSeq names its product sorting nexin 5 (gene SNX5). Gene Ontology annotation, molecular function: phosphatidylinositol binding; dynactin binding. Gene Ontology annotation, cellular component: endosome. Bases 36 to 1262 code for a protein of 408 amino acids. The record is from RefSeq and is a predicted model, not a curated record. The transcript is spliced from 13 exons. Gene Ontology annotation, biological process: pinocytosis; intracellular protein transport. Lineage: Eukaryota; Metazoa; Chordata; Lepidosauria; Squamata; Lacertidae.